Messenger RNA from Epinephelus fuscoguttatus (brown-marbled grouper), 4423 nucleotides. Its product is annotated as gastrula zinc finger protein XlCGF26.1-like. The transcript has 8 exons. Lineage: Eukaryota; Metazoa; Chordata; Actinopteri; Perciformes; Serranidae. Gene Ontology annotation, molecular function: RNA polymerase II cis-regulatory region sequence-specific DNA binding; DNA-binding transcription factor activity. Gene Ontology annotation, biological process: regulation of transcription by RNA polymerase II. Bases 161 to 2131 code for a protein of 656 amino acids. The record is from RefSeq and is a predicted model, not a curated record.
UUGAAGAGCAUGAACUGGGAAGAGGAAGAUGGGAUCCGUGUUGUGAGUGGCACGAGUUUCUUCACCAUGACGACAAUAUUGUAGCUGCAAAGGCCAUUUGUUGUACUGUAAAAUUACAGACCAGAAACUGAAUUUAUAGCUGACAUAUUAACGUAUCAGAAUGUCAGAUUUGGAGGCGCAGGUUGGCUCCAUUUUGGAGAUAAUGGUGAAUACAACGGUAACCGAAAUGACCAAAGUUAUCGGCGGCUCCGCUUCAACACACCCACAAGUGUCCUCAUGUACAACUGAAAACACACCCGGGCCCUCAGAGGAGAAGGUGAUUCAGUUCAGUGUCUUCAUGACAUCUCUGGCUCGAGAAGCUGUGGAGAAGAUCUGCCAGCUCUUCCAUGACUGCUCCUCUCUGCUGCAGUUAGAGGUGACACGGGGUGUUGCAGAGAUUGAGGACCUGAGGCAGAGACUGGAGGUGGCAGAGACGGAGCUGAAGCUGGUACUGGGGGGCAGCGGUGGUCAGAAGGAGGUAGAAGAGCUGACAGAGGGAAGCAGUGGAGAGAAGGAGGACAGUGGGGCUCCGACCAACGGCGCAGAGGGAGAGACUGUUCAUAGCCAGCGCUCAGGGAGGAAGUGUCGCAGAGUUGUUGCAAGCGGUGAUGCUGGAGUGAAGAGAUCACCUAUAAUUCACCUGUGGAAAGGCAGAACUUAUGAGGACUGUGUCCAACCUGUGAUAAUAAAGGAGGAGGGAUUGGAGCCUUUUGCAGACCAGGCGUCCUCUGAUUCUGGUCAGUUCAAGGAUGACUUGGGCCAGGACGAUGAUGACGACCCAGACUACCAGUUGGAACCAGAAGAUCCAGAUGAAGGUGACCCAGGAUUCCCCACCAGACCUAAACGUGUCACAAAGCCCAAGUCCCAUCGAGGUCGAGCAAAGAAGGAGAGUCACAGCCAGAACCAGCAGCCUCUGAGCUGCAAACACUGCAGAAAAACCUUCACCAAGCUGCUGCAGCUGAAAGCCCACCAGGCCGUCCACGGGGCGAACGCAGAGAAGCCCUUCAUCUGCUCUCAGUGUGGCAGAGGCUUUUCAUUCCAGCGAAGCCUCAAUGCACACAUGCUGCUUCACACAGGUGAGAGACCACACACCUGUGAUGUUUGUGGAAAGGGUUUCACCUUGAAGCAGCUGCUGAGGAACCACCAGCGUCUCCACGCUGAGGUGCGGCCGUUUCGCUGUGAACAAUGUGGAAAGAGCUUCUAUCGAGCCCACGGCCUGAAAAUGCAUCAGAUGGUCCACACAGGAGAGCGGGCCUAUAACUGCCAGUACUGCAACAAAAGCUUCACAAUACAAGGUAACCUGCAGCGCCACCUGCGAAUACACACAGGGGAAAAGCCAUUCAGGUGCGAGACUUGUGGCAAAAGCUUCAACCAGGCUGACACUCUGAAAGGCCAUCAGCGGAUACACACUGGUGAGCGUCCCUUCAGCUGUGAGACCUGUGGCAAAUGUUUCAUCCAGAAGAGUGCCUUGAAAAUGCACCAGAAGACUCACUCUCACUCAGGCAUGAAGUCCCUGGCAUGCGUAGCGUGCAGCACGAUAGUGGCCUGUGUCGACUCGCUCCGCAAACAUCUCCAGACACAUGCGGCGACUAUUCCGUGUACGUGUGUGCUCUGCGGCAGGCGGCUCAACUCCAUUACUGACUUGCGCUCGCAUCAGCAGCACCACACAGUGGACAGGCCUCACAGCUGCACGCUCUGUGGAAAGAGUUUCAAGUCAUCCAGUUACCUGAAGAUUCACCUGAAGGCGCACAGCGGAGAGAGGCCCUUCUCCUGCGACAUCUGCGGUCGCAUGUUUACACAGCACAGCAGCCUUAAAUCACACCAGGUUGUCCACACAGGAGAGAAACCGUUCAGCUGUGACACAUGCGGGAAAUGCUUUAGCAACACAGGAAACCUGAACAGACACCAGCGCAUCCACACUGGGGAGAAGCCGUUCAGCUGUGACACGUGCGGACGCAGCUUCAACCAGGGCAACAGUCUAAAAGCCCACCAGCAGAUACACACCGGGGAGAAACAGUUUAUGUGCGACAAGUGUGGCAAGAGUUUUUCCUACCUGAGGAACCUAAAAGACCACAAGUGUUUCUACGUCUGAAGCUAAACUGUGACAAGACGUCUGCCCUGGUGACAGAGCGCAUGACGUAAGCUUCCCGUACCUGUUGAGUGAUGGCCGUAGCUACACUGUGGGGUUCGGAUUAGUGAACAAAUAAAUGAAUAACCUUUUAGUUGAAGCUGGAGACUGUUACUGUGUACAUGAUCAUUCUUAAAGGUUCAAGAGGCUUAGGUGAGCACCUUUUUGUGCUUAAAAUGUAAAGGUCCAGUGUGUAGGAUUUAGGGGGAUAUGUUAGCAGAAAUUAAAUAUAGUAAGUAUGUUUUCUUUAGUGUAUAAUCACCUGGAGAAUAGUUUGUUUUGGAGAGGACCUUGCUGAUAAUUAGGCUCUGAGUAAAAACCUCCUGAACGAUGAACACUGAUUGAAUCUUAAUCGGGAGUUCAUGCCUUGCACGUGGGACAAGUUUUUGCCGGUCACCACUAGAUGACACUAAAUCCUACACACGGCUCCUUAAUGAAUUUAAGGCAUUACCUGCCACCAGACAGACUUAUGGUGAGUGAGUCAGGUACGACAGCUUGAAUAAGGUACUAGAGAUCUUGGAAAGAACUGCUGGUAAAUGACUGGGCACAGUCAGAACUACUUAGAAACAAGUAUGUGGUGCCCUACAUUGAAAACAUGGAUAAAAGAAAGAUAACAUGCAACAUUUAUAUGUGGUAAUAACUGACAAUUUGCAUUAACAGUUUGCAUUUCAUUGGAGGCAUCUGCAUGUACGGAGAGCCUUUUAGGCUACGUUCACAUUACAGGCAAAUGUGGCCAAAACACCCAAACACUUUUUUUUUUUUUUUUUGCUCUGAUGUCACACAUCUGACUUUUCCCCCCAACAAUCAUGGUUUUUGCCACAUAAAACUUCACUGCACAGACAUAGAUUACUAAAGAUUACUAACCAUACAGUGUUGGAGUGGUCCGUUGAAACUUCAGAAGGCUGCUAUAGCCAUACCUCUGCUAUAGCAGAGGUAUGGCUAUAGCAGCCUUCUAUAGCCAUACCUCUGCUGCCUUAUGCUGCCUCAGUCACCUCCCGAUAGAGUCUGACUGCCAGACGCUUUUUGAUGGGGACAACUUGCCUACAUGCCUUGAAAGUAUUGUCUUGGGGCGCCAACAGAGAUAGUAGAAGGCAGCCCUGGCCAUUCUAAGAUUUGGAAGAACUGUGUCUAUGGAAAACCCUCCACGUUGCGGCCCCACCACUCCUGACUCCUCUCUGGCCACACCCACACCCUCCUCUUAACAAAACUAAAAGCAAUAGCUGCUAAUAGAGCUAGUGGACUGAAAGCCCAUUUGUAUAAACGCCCAUUGCUUUAAAGGGCUAUUUCUCCGAAAAUAUGCCACACACUUUCCCAAAUAGAAGCAAAUGGCUAAUUAUUACGCAGAAUGAUGGCACUGGACCUUCCUACUAUGGACAAGGGCAGAAAGAUCGGAUCUGGGGAAAACAUCAGAAUUGAGUGGUAAGCCGUGUAAUGCGAACGUGCCCAUAGUUCUUUAUCUCAAUAUAUUUGUAAGCAGGGUUUGUCGGCAGAUGUCAGAAAAGUCUGGGAGAAAGUUUAAGACAAUUACUGUCAGCAUUUUAACUUUUUUAACUCAUACAGAAGGACUCAAAUAAAGUCGGCCUGUACGAUUUGAGGCUGGACACUACAACAAAGAGUUCAACUUUUUUGCCCAAUCAAUUGUAAGAAGGAACACCUCAUUAAAGAUCAGGGGCUGUAUCCACAGAGCUUCCUCAUACAAAGAGUUGCUUCUGGUGACAAAAUUAUUAGAACUUUCUUAGAAUUAUGACUUUUUCUAAGAAUUUCCCCAUACAGUUAAGACUAGGUCCUAGAAAAGAUAAAAGUUAUUCAAAAAGCACCUUAGCUCUUAAAAGAGCUCUUAAGAUGAAUAACUGUUGGGAGUAUAGAGGAGGACUUUUAAGAGUAUCUUAAGCAGAGGAGGAAAUGGCAGAAAUACAAAGAUUAGAGAGAUUUUCCAAAUGCUGAAUGUCAGUGAGUCAAUGAAAUGCUACAGAUUAGAUGGUGCAGGCAUGCUGUUUGUGGUUAAUCUCAUGAGAGAUGUGCUCACAUCUCUGCCCAGCAAUAAUGAUAUAACACUAGAAAUAAAGUGAUCACAACACUAAGAUAUCUGGAAAAAUGCAACAGUGCAGCAGUGAUGACUCGGGUCUGUCUCAACCUUCUAUCAGCAGAGUGAUCACACUAACAAUGCCAACACUUUGUCUCAUAUUGUGAUGCAGUUCAUUUUAUUUCCACCGGGUGUCUGCACUCCUUCUGUCUCAUCCUUGCUCAGAGUGGCUA